Molecule: messenger RNA, 435 nt
Organism: Coccomyxa subellipsoidea C-169
Lineage: Eukaryota; Viridiplantae; Chlorophyta; Trebouxiophyceae; Coccomyxaceae
Product: A designed full consensus ankyrin
Exons: 3
Molecular function (GO): protein binding
Source: RefSeq, a predicted model, not a curated record
UUGCACACAGCUGCAAGAGAAGGCAACUUGGAAGACAUUCAGGCCCUCAUCGACUCUGGCUCGAAAUUAGAUGAUAGGGACAAGCACUCACGAACGCCGUUGCACAUGGCUUCGUGGGCUGGGCAUGUGGCUUGUGUGGAGGCGUUGAUCGUAGCUGGGGCCAAUGUCCAUUCUGCAGCAAUGGAUGAUAUGAGCAGCCUGCAUUUUGCUGCACAGCAGGGCCACCUUGAUGUCUGUAGAGUGCUUUUGAAUACAGGCGUGAAAAUGAACUCAAAGACUAGGAAGGGAACAAAUGCCUUACAGUUUGCAGCAAAGAAGGGUCAUGUGGAUGUUGUGCGGUAUCUCAUACGCCGCAAAGCGAAUGUGUCAGCAAAAGACAGGAAUGGCAAGACAGCCAUGGACCUGGCAUCUGACGAGGCAGUAAAGGCCGUCUUG